UUUCUCUCUUCCAGAUCAGUCUUUUGUAACCCUAGCUACAAAUGAUUCCUAUGUGAAAGGAGCACUGGUAUUAGGUUCAUCUCUACAACACUACAGAACAACAAAGAAGUUAACUGUGCUUGUAACGCCCCAAGUUUCAGAUCCAGUGAGGAAGGUGCUGGAAAAGGUAUUCGAUGACGUUGUAUUGGUAGAUAUCUUGGACAGUGGGGAUUCAGCUCACCUAGCGCUAAUGAAAAGACCUGAACUGGGUAUUACCUUAACAAAACUCCACUGCUGGGAACUGACUCAGUAUUCAAAAUGUGUAUUCAUGGAUGCAGACACAAUGGUCUUGGCAAACAUUGAUGAGCUUUUUGAGAGAGAGGAGCUAUCUGCAGCACCAGAUCCAGGCUGGCCUGACUGUUUUAAUUCUGGAGUUUUUGUUUAUCGACCUUCCAUUGAAACAUACAAUGAGCUGUUACAACUUGCCACAGAGAAGGGUAGCUUUGAUGGAGGGGACCAGGGGUUACUAAACACUUUCUUCAGCAGCUGGGCAACAACAGAUAUCAGCAAGCAUCUACCAUUUAUUUAUAACUUGAGCAGUAUUUCUAUAUACUCAUACCUCCCAGCAUUUAAAGUGUUUGGUGCAAAUACUAAAGUAGUGCAUUUCUUGGGAAGCAUAAAACCAUGGAACUACACCUAUGACUCCAAAACAAAAAGCAUAAGAGGAGAUGCACAUGAUCCGACAAUGGUUCACCCAGAAUUCCUCAAUAUCUGGUGGGAUAUCUAUAUUACCAACAUCUUACCUCUAUUAGAGCAGCAUGGAGUUGUUAAAGAGACCACCACAGGUGUAAACAUGGAUGAAGUUACAGAGGCAGUGUCCCACAUGUCAGUUUCAGCAACAGCAUCAUCACCUUCCUCACCACCGCCACCACCAACUGUAUCUUCAGAAGACCGCAAAGAGAAGUGGGAACAAGGCCAGGCUGACUACAUGGGAGCAGAUUCUUUUGAUAACAUCAAGAAAAAACUUGACACCUACCUCCAGUAGAAACUUUUGUCUCCUCUAAACACAGACAGUACAAGGACUUGGUCCACAGCUAUAGCAACUAGAAAAGUGUUGAAUAUGGUCAGUUAAAUUCACUAGUAGCUUGAUUUUUUUUUUUUUUUUUUUUUUUUUAACUCCUUGGCUGAAAGCCUCUGCAGUACUACAGGUGAGAACUGAGCAAAAGCUAUAAAGCAGAAAUUGUUCUGCCACCUAUACUUUCCCAACUUUCAAGUCUUCCCUAAUAUAUUUGCUGGAUAUGCCUGGAGAGGGGGAUGGGAACACCUUAUUGGGAGCAGGGCACUAAACUAGCUUGAAACUUCUUCCUUUAAACCUAUAGAGCUGUGCUUUACCUCUAAAAGGUGGAAUGGCAUUACUCCUGUUUGCUUGCUAUCUUGCACAUAAGACCUUUUACAGGGCUGCUCAGAGGUUAAGGUGGCUGCCAUUUUGCCUUAUUCUAAAUGUAUUGGUAUUACACUGUUGGCAUACAUGCAAAUUUACUAGUAAUGGCACGGCUUUGCCAGUUGCACCUUGCACUGAAGAUCUUGACCAGGUUACUGUGUAUAAUAGAACACUUGUUCAGUUCUGUGUUAUGGGACUAGUAAAUUUAAGUUUUACCUGUUACCUGUAAUAUUACACUUACUGCAAAAUAAAUACUCAUGAUGCAUUUCUGGCUUCCCAAACUCAAUUGUGAGGCUCUCAACAGCAAGAUAGUGCUGAAGCCUCAUUAAAUGACAGUAGCUAUGUUUUUAAAAGCUCCUGUUUAAAAAAAAAGUAUUAAUUUCUACCAAAUAUAAGGAGCCUGUAAAUUUAAUAGCAGAUGUCUUCCUCUAAAUUUUGAGGAAAUUGCAAGGAACUAAAAUAGCUAACUGAAAAACCAAUUCUCCAGUUCCUGGCUGUGAUGGACAGCAGUACAGAAAUAUGUUAGCUAGACUAAGAACAGAUGAACCUUGGUAUAGUUUGUCAGGCUAAAUUCUAACUACAUCAACUGGUAUUAAGACGUGGCUAAUUAAGAGUACUCAAAAGUAUUGCCUGGUCAACUUCCUGUGCAAAAAUGACAGCAAUACUCUGGGCAAAGUCACUUUUUGUGUGGAGACAAGAGAACUAUACAAAGUUAACUAGGAAAAUGGGAACCUCCGUCACUGAAGUUGGUCAUGUUUUUAUGGAAAAGCUGAAUAAACAUCUGUUUGGAAUGGUUUAGAAAUUACACUUGUACAGAAGGUUAUUGAAGACUAUUUUUGAUAUUCCUAUGACUCUUAACAUCUAGCAGUUAUAGAUAUGGAGGGCAAGUUGGGUUUCAGAUGUGAACCCAGAGCAGGGCUAAAUGCUGUAUCUGGCAGGAGCAUACCAAGUCCUUCUCCAACUUUUCCCCUGCCCCUGCCCCUGGACUGGUAAACGUUUUUUCUCCUGAGAAAUCCUACUAGAGGCAAAGAGGUAGAAGCAAGAGAAAAGCUUCUAUAAGCACACACACAUUUAUUGAUCCAUCACCAUGUUUUGAAACCUAUGUAUGCACAUUACUACCAACAGCAGUUCUUGCUGCCAUCCCAGCACUAACUGGCCUGACCAUAGUGUGUCUAGGGCACGCAUAAAAUUCCUUGUCCCAACAACUUGAGCAAAAGUGGCUAAAAGUAUCAACCAAAAUUACAGUUUAGUUCAUGUUUAGUAAGCAAUUUCAAACCAAUUUAAACCUGUGACAUCAUGCAGUAGAGUGGGAGCUUUUGUAUGGGCCCCGAACCGCUAGCUGUAUGCAUGUUCAUAAGUGAGAGGUUUCCAAUUCUCUGAAGUGGAAACAUCUGACUAAGGUGCAUGACUGUGAACUGGUCUUGGCUUGCUACAGAAACCUGGAGGGAGGGGAGAAGCUAUCCAUAACUUAUUGUUUUAUUAUUAUUAAUAAUAAAAAAGAGCUCAGGGGACACUUACGUUAACUUCGCCAAUCAAUGCAAACACACUGUCAGCCUUAAGGCAUCAGUAUUUAACUAAUCUAUUUUGGUGACAGCAGUGUUGAAGGCUGCACUCUUUAAGAGUUUUAUGUUAACUUUAUCUUUUCAUGUCGGCACCUAGCAACCCUUCUAGGCAAUAUUAACUUGUUCAGCCAAUAUAUUUAUUAUAAAUUUCAAUACUAAGUUCACAAAAAUAGUUAUGUGGGAAAUGCAUUGGUUACUGCCUUCCAGUACAAAAAAAUCCAUAGAGUUUCUAGGCUAAAAUGUUUAUUUAGCCUUCAGGUAGGACUAAGUCUCUUCCCCCACCCCAUUUCUUCCCCUUUCUUACUAGUAAAGAAAGGGAGCACUACUAAAACUCAGAGGGCUAGAACUAUUUUCAGUAAAUAAGGGAAUCAUUUCAUUAAGCAGAAAAGCUUUACAUUGCUGCUCCAGAGACCUGAGGAAAAGAAACAAGUAUAUUUUAUUUUCUGCAAUCAUAACUACUAAUUAAAGUGGCCCCCUCCACCCCACACCCCCCCAGAACACAUCUAUAAACUUGCUGAGGUUCCAAGUUUAUUUUUAAAGCUGAAAAUGGAUUUUUAUUUCUACUAAAUCACUUUCCAAGUUCUCUAACGUUGCCUAGUUGAGUUGUCAUCCUUGUGUAUACUCACAGCAGUCAAAAGGCAGCUAGCUGUUCACUAAAAAUCAAACUGCAUGUACACAGCCAUAGACUACUGACAUGCCCACUUCUUGAUUAGCCUUUGUUUUAACAGAAAAAUGUUGGAAGCAUGCCAUUUUACUUGUAAUAUGAGUACUUUCUUAUUAGUCCUGGGUCCAGGUUUGUAUCAUGUUGCCAAAUUAUUGCCUGUGGCUGACCAACUGCUGUUGUUUUUCCAGUUUAUAACAUCUACUUCAAAUCUAGGUGUACAUGAUACCCAAAUGAAAUAGCAAAGGAUAGCCCUUCUGUGUUGGAGGACUUGAUUUCUUCUUGAAGUAGUCAUUUUGGCUUAUUGUUUUGUGAUUCAAGGGGUGGAGCACUCUACUACAGCAGCAGUCUUUAUACAAGAACAUAUCCUGGGACUUCAUCCUGGUGAUGACAGCUGUAGCACUGUAGAGGCAGCACUGGGGAGAGGGGCCUGAUUAAAGUCAUUUGAAACUAAUUGUUGAAACUUGCACAUGUUUUCUGUCUGUAUAAGCUCAUGCAUAUUCUUCCCAAAAUUGGAUACAGGUAGCAUUCCCUAGUCACUGACAUCAGUAAGAAGUUCAGAAUGGGAAAAAGCUAGUCAGCCAAAAGCUAAUUUUAAGAACCAAUAAGAUGAGGCGGGGGCAGUGUUUGGAUGGGUUUUUACACUCCAGCCAAAAAGGAAGAAUAGACAUUUGCAACUCAUGCUUUCAUUACCCAAUUCUAGUGUACAUGUCUCUACUUAAAUGUACACAGAAAUACAAAGGCCUCAUGCUUUUAGCUUCAACUUUUAUUCCUCCUAUGCAUUAAGGGAUGGGGGGGAGGGGAGGGAGUCUUUUUUGAAGUAUGCCACUCCAUUCCCCUUCUGCCCAAUCUUCUGUUUUAUUUUGUUUCUUUCCCUGUAUUUCCCUACCUUAUCUUCUGCUGCACUAUGUACAAAGGCUGUCCAUGGCACCUGGGCCACAAGCUGGCCAGCCCUGCAUUAAUGCAUACUUGGGAGGGGACAUCUGUGCAUACAUACACCAGCUACACUAAUUCCCUCCUUUGGAAUGCCAUUCUGCAUACCAAGAGCCACAACUAAUUCUGUUCUGUGUUGGUAGGUAGAGGGCUCUACUCAGUGAGGAGACUGCUUCAGGGAAUGAAACUACUAAACCUUUCAUAAGUUAGUGUCCAGGAAGCUGGUCAUGAUUCAGCCUUACAAGUUGUUUGGUCAUCUUGUAUCAGGGCAAGUUAAAUGGUUGGUCAGGCAUGGCACCAGUUCAUAUGCAACUUAAUGACUUGUAUUUUUUUUUAAUUUACUUAAGAAAGACACAGGUCUAAUCCAAAAUCAAAAAUGAUUUUUCCAUCCUAUUGGACUACUAUUGUUUUGAUCCACACUCCCUAAAGAAUUUUAUUCUAAAGGGAAACACAUAUACAGAUCUUCUGUUGUGCUUCAAUGUGAAGUUCAAUGUAUUGUUUAUGCAGUGUAUACAUAAAUAUGUAUAUGUUGCUUACAUGGUGACAUAGGAUUUAACUGGCAUUACAUCAUCAUCACACCUGCUAGUACUUUCUUGUUGACAAUGCUGUAAUUGACAGACUCUUCUCUUUUGUCCAAUAACUGUAGAUAAUUGUAUCUACAUUUUUUAAUUCUUUCUCUAUCACAUCUCCAAAAUGUGGCUUUUUCUAUGACCCCCCAUAGCUAAAUUGUCUUCCUAGCUUCAUAAACAUAGAAUGGCCCAGUAAAGUCUAUUAAAAAUAAAGCUGUUGAAAUAAAUAGUCUUU
Molecule: messenger RNA, 5380 nt
Organism: Alligator sinensis (Chinese alligator)
Lineage: Eukaryota; Metazoa; Chordata; Crocodylia; Alligatoridae
Gene: GYG1
Product: glycogenin 1
Exons: 6
Coding region: 230-1024 (264 amino acids)
Cellular component (GO): cytoplasm
Molecular function (GO): glycosyltransferase activity
Source: RefSeq, a predicted model, not a curated record